Messenger RNA from Blepharisma stoltei, 309 nucleotides. The record is from the annotation of a GenBank genome assembly. Lineage: Eukaryota; Ciliophora; Heterotrichea; Heterotrichida; Blepharismidae.
AUGUUAAAGUUUUUGUCUCUUCUUCUGCUUCUAUUAAUUCAUGCUGAUGGAAAAAGUACUUCAGAUUCAUCCAAAGACUUAAUAAACUCAAACUUUGACUCUAGCUCAAUCGACGAAGGCCGUAAAAGUAUCUAUCAUCCAGCCCAAGAAAGCACUGCUCGUCAAAAGGAUAACAAUGCUGGAGCGAGUGAAACCAUAAGAGGAGAAACUUCUUCUGAUUUACUUAGCAAACCAACAGUUUAUGAAAAUCAAAAAGAUGGUAAACUUCAGAAAGAUGUUCCACUAAAAUCAAAUAAAGCAAGCCUAUAA